CACCACCUUAAGGUCGACUGGUAGAAAAUGACUUUGUCAUUUAGUCCGCCUAUAUACUUCUCUGUAUAUGAAGUGUUAAUAAAUAAAUAAAACUAAUAAACUGAAGAUUGAGAUAACCUAUGCGAUUAAAAACUCAAUUACGGCAUGUUAAUUUUCAGUUUCAAGGAUUAUCUAAAUAGUCUUUUGUUCAUAGUAAUUAGACAAAAGUACUUAUAUAAAUGAUGUCUUUCAAAUUAUUAAUCAUACUAUUGAGAGCUUUUGACGCGAUCGGUGAGCUGAAGUAAGUGUAGUUCAAAAUGAAAGCAGCACAGAACUUGUUUGGAAUUAUUUUGUUUAGUGUGUUUGCAGCAGCUAUUGCGGCUUCGACUAAGAAAAUAUUCCAUCUCUCACCAGAAUCAGGAGAGAAACUUGUGGAGGGUAUUAUAAAAUGCAUUGCAAAAUUAAAUUUUGACCCCUCUUUAAUUAAUCUCAUUAAAGAAGGGAAAUACUUCGAAGACGAGAGACUUAUUGAAGCAAUCAUCUGUAUGAAUGUAGAUUCAGGCGUUGGCACCGCAGACGGAAGGCUUAAAUUGGAUGCUGUGAUGGAGAGGAUAUUCUCAAACAACGCUGAAAUACGAAAGGGACUUGUACGUUGCGAAAAAGAGUAUGAUGGAACUCCAGUAGGAAAUUUAAGAGGAACACUAACAUGCCUUAAAGAAACUCUACCUUUUAAAAUUAGGUUGUAGUUUACGUUUCUUGAGUAUAGAUUUUUAUUUAAAAUAAAAUUCU
This is a messenger RNA of Manduca sexta (tobacco hornworm), 768 nucleotides long. RefSeq lists its product as uncharacterized. Lineage: Eukaryota; Metazoa; Arthropoda; Insecta; Lepidoptera; Sphingidae. The transcript is spliced from 2 exons. Gene Ontology annotation, molecular function: odorant binding. The coding region runs from base 297 to 725 and encodes 142 amino acids. The record is from RefSeq and is a predicted model, not a curated record.